Limanda limanda (common dab) is the source of this 2628-nucleotide messenger RNA. Its product is annotated as bromodomain-containing protein 8-like. The coding region runs from base 1 to 2628 and encodes 875 amino acids. The transcript is spliced from 20 exons. Gene Ontology annotation, cellular component: NuA4 histone acetyltransferase complex. NCBI's taxonomy places the organism in Eukaryota, Metazoa, Chordata, Actinopteri, Pleuronectiformes, Pleuronectidae. The record is from RefSeq and is a predicted model, not a curated record. Gene Ontology annotation, molecular function: protein binding.
AUGACAGGGAGAUGGCAAACGGGGUUGGAACGUCGGCCGGGCACGCCGCUAAACUUCCAGCGGGAGGCGAUCAAUGGCUGUCAGGACGAGUUGACACCUCUGUUUACCCCGGUGCUGGAAACCACUGUCUCCCACCACGCUCCCAGUGUGCCCAUGACAAUAGCCGGCAUGGUGGAGGGGCAGCCGGAGGUGCCAGAGUUCACAGAGAUUAACAAUCCUGGGGAUGGAUUAGCUGGCGGAGCGAUUUCAAACAUGCAACACAAGCUGCACGUCAUCGGACCCACGGAGCCAUGGUCAGUGAGGGAGAAGCUGUGUUUGGCCACAUCUGUCAUGAAGAGCGGACACCAGAACUGGGUAUCUGUCAGUCGAGCCAUCAAACCAUUUGCAGAACCUGGGCGGCCACCUGACUGGUUCUCUCAGAAGCACUGCGCCUCAAAGUACUCUGAGCUCCUGGAAGCAACAGAUGCCCCAAAGAGGAAGCGUGGCGAGAAAGGUGAAGUGGUGGAGACGGUGGAAGAUGUGAUCGUGCGCAGGCUGACCACCGACAGGAUCGAUGAACUCAAAAAGCGAAUCAAAGAAACUCAGGACAAGCACAGGAAGCUGAAGCGAGAGGCUGAGCUGAUUAAAGCAGGACAUCUAGAUUCCAAACUAGAAGAGCUAUGGGAGGGAAUACGGCAGAAGAAGAGAGCGGAGGAGGAAGAAGCCGAGUGGAAAAGAAAAAACACAGAUGCUGCUUUUCAGGCCAGAAAGGUGGCAAAGGGCACAACCAAGCGAGUGCCCGACGUGUAUUCGCCCUCAGGCGGCGGCUCCCCGAGCCAGGAGUUCUCACCAGGCCCCCCCCUCGAGAGCUUGACACUGGAUCUUGGAUCUAUUAAGAAUGCUUCGGGAUCGUCCAGGUUCAUGACAUUUUCGGAGUCUUCUGGACUUGCUAUUGAAGACAUCAACCAGGCGUCACUUCUGGACGACCUCGCCCAAAAGAAGCUUUUGUGCCAGAAGGCCACACCACCACCGUCUCCACUCUUGUCAGAGUUACUGAAGAAAGGAAACAUCUUGGCCUCUAAUUCCAGACUGAUCAGUGAUGGUGACCUGUCCUCUGGUAACCUGAUCGCAGCACAUGACUUGCAGCUGGCUCUGCCGAGUCAACCUCUCUCUCAGGCAACAGGUGCCCCCAUGUUGUCCCGUCUCUUGGAGGCGGGUCCCACGCAGUUAUCUGCUCCGUUAAGUUUCAUGGUCGGUACCAACUCAGUCUCCAGCACUCCUCUCACGGCUUCCUCUCUUCUUCCUGUUGACUCCACUGCCUCAGCGAGUACAGAGGAUAAAGUGUCAGGUCUCUGUGAGGAAGACGAGACAGUCUCCUACAUGGGAGAUGAGCUGGACCUCAAGACUGUGGGGGACAUUAUUGCAAUCAUUGAAGACAAGGCCGAUGAGGCUGCUGAUGCUCUGGAUGCCGCUGCAGUGGAGGCUGCCCUGUCCCUGUGCGAGGAGAAUGGCCAUGCACUGGUGUCUGGUGCCUGGGAAGCUGGGCCUUUCCAACCCCAUGACUCUCACCACAUAGUGCCCACAGGGGUUCCACAGGCAUCAUCUCUUCUCUGUAGCCUGGGGGGGAAGACAGACGUGUCAGAAGUCCAAGAUGAGACCUCAGCUUCACUCUCUUCUCUGUGCCACAGUCAAAAUCACUGUCUCGCAGUGUUCCCCAUGGGAUUAAGGAGGGUUCCUAUCAGCUGCUCGUCCUCAUUCAACUCGAGAGGUUUGGAGCACUGCGCCACCGGAGCAGCUCCACGGCCUGAGGCCAUGAGAGAAACUGGAAAGGUGAUGAAGGCAGAGAAUGGAAUCAGUUUCGGGCGAGGAGAGAAUGCCUCAAGCUCCAGAGUGGACAAUGAGAUCAACGGGCCAGAAGCGGGCGAGGAGGAGGAGGGCGACGGGGUGGAGGGAUUCGUGUCAGAGCCGGACGGCGACAUGGAUCUCGAGCCCGCGGCCAGUGAGAGUGAGGACGGAUACAGCCUCCACACGGCGUCCUCAUCCCUCCAGCUCCACACGACCGCAGACUCCAUCCCCAGCAGCCCGGCCUCAUCGCAGUUUUCUGUGUGCAGCGAGGACUUAGAAGCUCUACAGGCUCACAAAAUCUGGAAGAAAGCCAUUAUGCUGGUGUGGCGUGCAGCAGCCAAUCACAGGUACGCUAAUGUCUUCCUGCAGCCAGUAACCGACGAUAUUGCACCUGGAUAUCACAGUAUCGUGCAAAGGCCCAUGGACUUGGCCACCAUCAAAAAGAACAUAGAGAAUGGUUUGAUCCGGACGACCGCCGAGUUCCAGAGGGACAUCAUGCUGAUGUUUCAGAACGCUGUCAUGUACAACAGCAUGGAUCACGACGUGUACCACAUGGCACUGGAGAUGCAGCGUGACGUCCUGGAGCAGAUUCAGCAGUUCCUAGCCACCCAGCUCAUCAUGGAGACGUCCGAGGCCGGCAUCAGCGCCAAGAGUCUGAGGGGCCGUGAGAGCACACGCAAACAGGACUCGACUGACAAGGACGCUGUCUCCAUGUCUUCUCCUGCCUUCCUCCUUUCUCUUUUUGAUGGAGGCACCAGGGGGCGCCGGUGUGCCAUAGAAGCUGACCUCAAGAUGAAGAAAUGA